UUUUCCUUUUUUUACAAAUCUUCUUAUAACUUUUUUUCAAUUUUUUUUUGACAGAUUCUUCUUAUAACUUUACAAUAUACUCAUACUUCAUUCGUAGUUUGGUGAUUUGGCGCCAAAGUCUGAGUCUCCCCGCCACUUGCACUGCCAUGGCAUCCUUCCCCUUCCGUCCUCCGCAAUUCUCCGACGAUGUAGCUUGGCUUCCGGCAUGGCUUCAACCUAAUCAUUCAGCGUCAACACCUCAAAACUUGGAUGAUGAAGAACUCUCCCGCCAUUCUCUUCAGAAUGUGGGAGAGAAUAACCAAGUCAAAGAUUCCAACCUUUCAACCAUUAAAGAUAGCAGAUACAUUUGUCAGUUAUAUCUGUCUGGAGAAGAAAGCUCGCCAGUUACCCUCACUACAUCUUGUGAAAAGCAGGUUUUGCAUUUUAACCUGCAUCUUUCAACAGAUGGAACUCCAUCGAUCAUUUCCAACCCACUCUUACAUACCUCACAUGAUGACAAGCUUAAUUCUGCACUAGCUCUUGUUAACACAAGAGAAAUGAGCGAGUGCAAUAUAGGCCAUGUUCCUAAAAUAAAUAUUGUUCCUUCUCCUUCAAGCGAUAAAUACUUUGGAAAUUUUACCAACCAAACUCCAUUAAGUAAUGCUGCUGGACAGAAACCUUUAGAGAUCUUAAACUCCAAUUCUGCUGAAGAUGAUGACAUUAGUGAUGCUGUGGAGCUAUCUGUUGCGGCAUCAGAAGCAUUAGCCAUACUUAAUAUAGUACAAAGUGGAUCUUUUUCAGAAGCUUUGUCCACUUCAGCGAUAAUUGAAGUUGCUCUUCGAGUGAAGCAAGCACGACUAGUUGAAUUAAAAGAUUUCUCAUAUUGUUUUGAGAAUUCUGAUAGCUCUGCUGACACCCUUUCAGAUAUAGGUGAUUCUGAAAUGGAAGAUGCUUUUAAAGAUGUUGGUUUAUUUAUCAGUAGUUUGGACAAUACCUCUUUUAAUGAUCUAUCUACAUCUCGAGUCAAGGAAACUCCCAUGUCAGAAGUUCCUGGAGAGGAUGAAGAGGUUCAAUGUGAAUGGCAGAAAGACCAAGAAAUAUAUUUUGACAAUUGUGUUGCAUUAGAACUUCAGGAGAUUAAUCCAGAUACAAAUAAAUCGAAGGAUCUGCCAGCUGAAAUAUCUGACAAUGAGAAGCUUGAAAAGUUGUGCAGAAACCCACACCUUGAGAUCUUUGUAAAUCAAUCACAGGAUGGGAAUUUAGAUGAUCAGCAGACACUACAGAAAGAAAAAAAUGAUAUAACACAUGAAGAUGGCUUCCCUCAUCAACUAGAAUUAAAAUCUAUUCCUCAGUCUCAGCAUUCAAGUAAAAGAACACUAGACUCUACAUCUACAAUAUGGCAUUCACAUUAUGCAGACAUAAAUGAGGUUAAGGAUGGAUCAUCAUGCAGAUUCCAGAGUCGCUGGUUUGGUGGUUGGCCUGGAACGGAAGUAGAUGCUUUUGGUCAACUGAAAUCAAAGGGGAGAAAUGUGGUACCCAAAUUCUUUGUUGGUGAGACAAGUUAUCUUUCUGAAUCCAUGGAUGUUUUUCCUGAUCAGAACUCUAUUGUGCAUCAUCAGCAUUAUUGCUCAAACCGUGUUGAAUCUGGAAAACCUUUUGAAGAUUCGUGCAAGACAGUUAGUGAAGGGGCAUUUGUUAGUCAGGAAGUCAUAAAAGAUUCUGCGUCAUUUAUUGAUCCUCUUUGCUCGACUGUUCCCUGUAGCAUUUCUGCACAAACCAGUAAUUUCUUUCCGCACAAUAAUAACAAAUAUGAUCAUCAAGAUCUUGAUGCUUUUAAAAACUUACCAACUGGUAUGGAAAUAGCCCAGACAAGUUCUGAUCCUAAUACUGUUGGAAAAGAGAAGCAUAAUACGUUAGAUUUUGAUGAUGUUGGUCCUGAUCCUCUGAUUCGCCGACAAUUGACCUCUCUCAAGACUUAUAGUACUGGAAUGCCAGGGAAUUCUGCAUUUUCAUUUAAGAGAAAAUUUGACUGUGGGUUUGUGAGCUUUGGAGAGAAUGAUGCAAGGGUGGUUGCUGACUCCAUCAACUCCUUAAAUGACAAAGAUACAACAAAACAACUGCCUAUGAGAUCCCUAUCUAACUGUGCUUCUGCCAAAAGUAAUCAGGAAGUUCAAGAGAUGAAGCUGCUUCCAGUUGAACAAUACAUAAGCUGCACCAACACCUCAGGAGGGUCUAAAAAACAAUUACCUAUUAAAUCUGUAUUUGAAUGCUCUACUGGAAAGGAAAAUCAUGCUGAAAAUGUAUGUGCAAGACUGGUGCAAGAUCAAUCUGAAAUGAAUGAAGUGGAGCUCCAGGUUAAUGUUGAUAAUAUUCCAACAUCACCUCUUAUUAUGUGUCGUACUACACGAAGAGUUAAAGCUCCUAAACUUAUUGUUAGCGAUGUCACAACAACCAACCUAUUGGAAGAUCAAGCUCCAGCUCCCGAUAAAAUUUGUCACAAGUUUAGACAAAUCCCUCAAGAUCAAUCUGUAAAUCUUCUCAAAAGUGAUGUUCCUACGAGAAAGCAAGUUCGUUUUUCAAAUGUUGACUUCCAACUUCAAGUCCCUCAAGUUCAAUUGGGAAAAAAUCUCAGUAGAAUGCGCGCUUGUGAACAUGGGUCAAGCUGCAGAUUGGGAUAUAGGCCUGAGAAUAGUGACCAGGAGCAUGUUACUGUAUCUCAAGAAGUAAAAGAGCGUCUUACGAAAUGUCGCAUAAAGGGUAGGAAGAGAGCAAUUUUCCAAGGCUUAGACUUUUUGCUAACAGGCUUUUCUAAGAAGAAAGAAAAGGAAAUAGAAGCAUUACUGAGGAAACACGGUGGAAUGGUCCUUUCUGAUAUUCCUGCUCCACCUCCUUAUCCAAGGAGAAAGUCCUUGAGAUUGAAUGCCGAAAGGCUUCCUGUUGUCUUGUGCACAAAAAAGUUGCAAACAACAAGGUUUUUGUAUGGCUGUGCUGUGAAUGCCUUCUUGCUUAAAGUUGGCUGGGCAUAUAAUUCAAUUAGAGUUGGUUCUGUCUUGCCUCCUGACAAAUACAUAAUAUUAUCUAAUAAUCGGAUGCAGAACCAAAUUGGGAAAUCAAUUAGUCAAAAUGACAAUGAUUACAUCUUUGACAAAGUUGGAAUUAUGCUGCAUGGAACUCAUAGUUUCUGUACCAAGUUUGCUAGAGUUAUCAAGCAUGGACGAGGUCACGUGUACAAAAGCCUACAAUGGUUGGUUCAGGGCUUACAGAAAAAGAAGAUUUCUCUUGGUGCUGUUGUUGCUGAGGAUGAAAAUCGUGCAACCCGUCUCCUGAAGAAAUGUGCCUCUGAGCAGAAACUUGCUGUUAGGCCAGCAAAUUGGAUCACAAACAGCUUAUUUGAAGGAAAGCUACUUCCUUUUACGGAAAAUCACCAUUCAUCUAAUUCACGGGAAAUCAGAAGUUCAGAUGUACCCGUUUUACCGGAAUGCAGUCAAGAGAUCUGAUCGUAUGGGCUAUGAUCCCAUCAUACAAAAUUCAAUCUUAUUUUCUUGAUGAGUCUUUUCAGAUAGCUAAAUUUUCUCUGUUUUACUUAUUUUCAAUAGCAAUGAAUAGAAGCUUCCUAGCUUACAGUCCCUGAGACUGUUGGAUUGCACAUAAUGUAAUUUAUGUAAAUAUACUGUAUUAUAUAGUCCCAACUGAGAAGAGCUAUUUAUGAAUUUUUGUAGAGAGUGCCAAAUUUUAGUACAAACUCGCCAAUGUAUGAUAUGUAAAUUUUGUAUUGACAUUUUAAAGAUUUGAGUACUUUUGAGGCAAGGUAA
This is a messenger RNA of Chenopodium quinoa (quinoa), 3791 nucleotides long. RefSeq lists its product as uncharacterized. Gene Ontology annotation, cellular component: nucleus. Bases 147 to 3476 code for a protein of 1109 amino acids. The transcript has 12 exons. Lineage: Eukaryota; Viridiplantae; Streptophyta; Magnoliopsida; Caryophyllales; Amaranthaceae. Gene Ontology annotation, molecular function: histone binding. The record is from RefSeq and is a predicted model, not a curated record. Gene Ontology annotation, biological process: DNA damage checkpoint signaling; positive regulation of transcription by RNA polymerase II.